AAUCUUAUCGCCCAUCGACCGACUGCAUGUACCGGCCCACUGGUAGAUCUCCGCAUCCCACCAAGGUCAAACGGAACGGCAUAAAAAUACGAGCUACGCCUCCUCUCCCCAUACUACGGCCUAAAAAUGCCUCGUACUCUUUUCUUGUGAUCGUGAUAUUCAACCCCAUGGCAGGCCCUUUGUUAUCCCUUUAUUCAAUUCUAUACUGAGCUCUGGUUGUGUGUGAUUUCCCCUUGCUUAAGCUACUGUGGGUUUAAGCCUGGACACGGACAGCGACAGACGCACGACGGGUGAACGCCAGUACCGUCUGUUGAUUUCGGGACGCGAAGCUGAGCAGAACUUGACGUUUGGUCAAUCCCCAUCUGACACGAAACGGAUUGACGUUAUCUGGAUCCGACACUGCAAACAGUCAUAUAAGUUGUUUGUGCUUUGAGCUUUGCCCUGACUCCAGCUGCUCACAGUGCAACAUCACCAGCGACACAGAGAACCGUGGCUACAAGGCUGCCCGCCAACUGGUCGCCCAACAGUCUGGAGCUCCCCACCUUCUAGACUUCCUGGAUUACAUUGCCUUCUGAUUGUAUGGUAUGGGGGAAAGAGUAUAGGGAUUGCAUGUCUCUUGACAGCACGACCGUAUACUGGUUGCAACAUCACACCCGUGAGGGAUUGGCCCACCCUAGAUUAUAAGUCCCCUUAAUGCCAACCUAAUAUAACAAUGGUCUCCAGUUCAGGGGGAAGCAAUGGCACGCAGACUUCCUCAAAUCGGUUCUCCAGGGCGAAACUGUCCUCUCUUACGCCACUGAUCACAAACCAAAAGGAUGACACUAAACCGGUGGAACGCAAGAGGUUCGCAAGCCAUUCACCUGCACCACGCCAGGGUUCACCUAUGGGCCGUGAUUCACAGCUAGAUGGUUCACCGGCCUCUGUUAGUGGGGGGACCCAGAUUUCAUCCUCAACUCGGCAGCGUCUGCACAGGUACAGACCUGGUUCGACAUUUGGGUCUCUUGGAAGGAAAUCGAUUUUGUCUGUGGAUGAGGCAUCCGUGGCGAGUAGUGAGGCAAUGGAGACAUCUUCCAUUGACAUCUCAUCUGAAGAGGUGGGCUUUGCAUUUCACAAAGAUGGACAGCAGUUGCUGUAUCAUGGGCAGGUUCAGACGACCAUUGGUUUGUUUCGGAAGAAGAAAGAAUAUCUUGCCCUCACAGAUACCCACUUGAUAAGGUUCAAGAGCCUUUCAAGAGCACUGGAGGCGUUCCCAACGAUAUCAAGGGCAAAUAGACGAUACUCUGGGACAAGGCACUCGUCCACGGCAUCGAUCGGAUCAUUACAUGAAAUCCAGUCCUUGAACUCAAGAUCAAGCAGCGAUGGCGACAAUGGGAUUCUCCUGAACCAGAUUGUGGCAGCAUAUAGAGUUGAAGGCGGCAGGCCGUACUUCAUAACGGAAGUCGUAUACCUGGACGAGGCAACAAGUAGCGUCGGCUCGAUCCAGCUUAUGCUCCAAGACCCCCGAGAAGCAGACCUAUGGCACACCUCUAUCCGAGCCGCUGCCCUGAAAGCGAAACUGGUGGCAGACGAACCGUUUCCCCCGCGGACCAUAAGCUACAUCCGACGCCUACUUGAAGCGUCGCAGGACUAUGACGAGAACAACUUCAAGAUAUACCGAGUAGUUCGGCGGCCAGCUAACAAAGCACCUGGCAAAUCUUCCGAGGACUUUUCCAAGUUGAGCUCGACUGCAUGCUAUCUUGUGAUCGGUAUCAACUUGUUGCAUUUGAUUUCCCUGCCGGAUUUCCACGAGUCUCCUUCGCGUCCUAUGAACGUUAAGGCAAAUAGAAACAGCUACGGUUUGGUUUCAUUGGUGACUAUGGAAAUAAACAACAACGAUGACACCUUGGAGCUGGGAUUCCGUAUUCCACUUGAGAAAGCAGUUACUAUUUCCUUGGCAGCGUCCCAGGGCCCGGAUAUUGGACGUGAUAUCUUCAGAUCAAUACUCUACCUCAAGCCACAGUGGCUGGACUAUACCUUUCUGUAUAGCGGACCGAAAGAAGUACUCGAUGAUUCGAAUGUCGAUUUUGGCCCCACUGAGGAUAAUGGAGCGUUUGACAGAACGUUAAUCGCUUACUGUCUUGCUUAUGGCUGCAAUCCUAGUAACAUUAGGUAUACAAUUGGUUACGAGGUCGAAGACUCACCUGAGUUCCUCCUCUUGCCGCCGUCUGACUCAAGACGAUACAGCACACAUGAGCUUCUGACAAUAUUUCGAGCACUGCGCUACAAUGAGUCGUUUCGAUCAAUGUCCUUCGCUGGGAUAGAUCUAGAAUGUCUUCAUGGGACAGUCGACGAGUACGGAAAGGAUCAUAUUGCUUUGAAGUCUCGAUCAGGGAUUCCGAUCAAGAAGUACUUUGACAUAGUCCCCGAUGGAAGGGCCUUGCUUUACCAGGAAGUGCAGGCUUUGGCUUUGAAAACAUACAAAACACGGCGGAUGAACUUUGGUGAUACUCUCCCGAGGAGACGGCCACGAGAUACAUACGAGGAGGAAGAAGGAACAUCUAAAGACCCGGGAUGUGAAAUUGCAGCUGGGAUUUUACCCCUUUGCCGAGCACAACUGACAAAUGUCGACUGGAUAGUCUUCAGUGGCAUUGAACUUGGCGAGACCGAUCUGGAAGAGAUUGCUCCCGCAUUACGUGAGAGACUCUGCCAUUUCAGGUCGUUCGAGGUUGCACGAUGUGGGCUAACUGACCGAGGUCUUCAAGUUUUCUUGAACAACUUGGAGAAGCAAAACGCAACCUUGGAGUGUAUCAACAUAGCUGACAACCCGGGGCGCCUGAACCUGGCAGAUUUCCCCAUAACUAUGAGUCGAUUCUCCCAAAUCAGAAAGCUGGACCUAUCACGAGUAACCAGCACGUCUGGAGACGAGCCCCUGAUAGCUGCCGAGGUCAUGUUGGCCUGGAAGCUUCAGGAGCUCGUCUUGACGGGUGUUCCAAUAAAUGACCAGACUCUCGAUGCAAUCUCAACCUACCUCCAUAGCGAUAUGUCAGAGUCUCUCCACUUACUACAAAUGGAUCAGUGUAAUCUCACUGGCACCCAAGUGGCUGUUCUCAUGCGGACUAUGUGCCAUGUGCCAGGAGAAGGGAGAGACAUGCAGCUGCACAUCAGUGCAAAUAGACUCGAGAAAGGCAACAGCGAUAUUGCCUCUGCCAUCAAAGAUUGCCUGACACCAUCCCAUGUCACCAUGCGGAUGGUGGAAUAUCAAUCGGAAGCUCACUUCAGACAACUUUUGGAGGCCUUGCGGGAAAAUACUACGAUAAAAUGCUUGGACAUCUCCAAGGCGUCGCUUCCAUACGACGCCGGAGAGGAUACAUGCAUUGCUCUACAACGAGUUUUCGAAGAAAAUUCUACACUUGAAGAGCUGGAUAUCUCUGGAGAGUAUGCACAUCUUGAAAUCGCGCGCUUUGGGAUUGGGCUUAACCAUGCUCUGACGGGGUUGAAGAAGAACAACGCACUCAAAGUUCUCAAACUCGAAUACCAAAACCUCGGUCUCGAAGGCGCCAACACUCUUUCUUCAGUGAUUGAAGGCAAUGAUACAAUCACCCAUAUAUACUGCGAGCACAACAAUAUUAAUCUCCAUGGCUUCACAGUUCUUGUCAACGCUCUCGCUAAGAACUUUACUGUUCUCAGUCUGCCCCUGAUGCAGGAUGAUCAGAACGAAGCUGUCAAACGCAUGAGACAUAUCAUCUCUGAUGCUCAUAGCGCCGCCAAAGGAGAAAGUGGGGCGAAACACGCUGUUCGGAAAACGCUGACUACACUUGGAGUCCAUAUGAAGGAGAAGGACAAUCCCAUACCCACGGCGCAGGAUAUUGACCAGGCAAUACAAAUCCUAAAUUCGAGAUGGGCGAAGCAAAAGGACCGCCUCCUGGAGCUAUUGCAGAGAAACUUAAAUAUUGCCCAUGGCCUGGAAACGAGGAGCUUGUAUGAAGAUGAUGCGGAAAUGAGCAAGCUUAUGCGGCCGACGACCGCCGGGAGCGAUUCGUUUAUUAUGGAUGCCGUUAUGCGGAAUACCACGCCCAGAUUCGAGAGAGUUUGCCAUACAGACGGGUAUUUUGACGGAAGGUCCAUGGAUGAUAACCCGAGGGCCGAUGGUAGUCCAGUGGCAAAGCCGCAUAAACGGGAGAGGUCGCUGUCGGAACUCACAGCGAAACUUGGCGUGUUCGAUUUCGAGGUUAGCGAUGAUUGAAAGUAGGGACUUGAUGGGACGGAGUAAUUGGAAGAGUAUAUUGUAUUGCAAGGGAACGGGAAAAGGCAAUUUAAGAAGCCUGUUGGAUUUUUUUGGACAUAGCCGCCUUGUCGGCGGUGCUGCAUUUUAAGGGAGCGAAGGGUUAAGCGCGGGAAGCUUUGGGACGUCACUCAGCGGUAUUGGGGGUUGUGCAAUGGAUCGUGUAGCUUAUUGGUGAUCACGGCGAAGUAUCAAGGCUUCAUCCUCAGCUCAAGUGUCCUCUGAAUAUCUUUGACAGCCAAUAUUAACAUAUUCUGACAAGCUCGAGCUUAUUACCCAUAAGCCCUUCAUACAAGCCAUCCCUCAAGAAACCUAGCCCAAACAGCGCCGAAAUACAAUAGUCCGAACUCCCAAUAAUGCAGACUCCAGCCCAGCCAUCCAGCCAAGUCCAUCCUCCUCUUUCCCCUUCC
This is a messenger RNA of Pseudogymnoascus destructans, 4671 nucleotides long. RefSeq lists its product as uncharacterized. The coding region runs from base 713 to 4222 and encodes 1169 amino acids. The record is from RefSeq and is a predicted model, not a curated record. The transcript is spliced from 2 exons. NCBI's taxonomy places the organism in Eukaryota, Fungi, Ascomycota, Leotiomycetes, Thelebolales, Thelebolaceae.